GUCGUUUUUGUUGUUUUUGACUUAACAAGACCAGUUUUGCACUAAAAUGACUCGAAUUAGCACGAACGACGUGCGUUUUUACCUUAACAAAAUUGGAAUUUUUUUUUCUGAUGUGAUGCAUGUUUGCAAUACAAGUUAAAGACUACGAUGCUUUUGCACAGCAUACGAUGAAUGUCGCUGCAAUUACGCCACAGAAACGGCUGGAGCACGUCGGCCGUCGUGUGUUUUUACAACUGCGCUGGACCAGCAGUGUUUUUCUUUUUACAACUUGAAACCAGAGAGGACAAUAAAAAUGUGCAACCUCUCAUAGCGCUUGUUAAGCUCUUAUACGAAGAAGUGACGUUGCAAAUAACUUAUUCGCUAACUGUGGAAGAUUGUGGACGCUAAUUAUAAAUGUGGAAGAUUGAUGUGGACGCUAAUAAAUUGGAAGACUGUGGAAGAUUGUGGACGCUACUGUGAAAAUAACUUAUUCGCUACCUUAUUCGCUAACUGUGACGUUGCGAAUAACUUGUUGUAGAUUGUGGAAGAUCGCGAGCAAGCGUCGUACUUAUAGCGGGG
This is a messenger RNA of Amoebophrya sp. A120, 558 nucleotides long. The record is from the annotation of a GenBank genome assembly. NCBI's taxonomy places the organism in Eukaryota, Dinophyceae, Syndiniales, Amoebophryaceae.